Messenger RNA from Phaethon lepturus (White-tailed tropicbird), 1091 nucleotides. RefSeq names its product interleukin 4 receptor (gene IL4R). The annotation marks the transcript as partial. NCBI's taxonomy places the organism in Eukaryota, Metazoa, Chordata, Aves, Phaethontiformes, Phaethontidae. Gene Ontology annotation, biological process: cytokine-mediated signaling pathway; production of molecular mediator involved in inflammatory response. Gene Ontology annotation, cellular component: external side of plasma membrane; membrane. The record is from RefSeq and is a predicted model, not a curated record. The transcript is spliced from 7 exons. Gene Ontology annotation, molecular function: cytokine receptor activity; protein binding.
AAAUCAUGUGUGUGUCCCUGAGAAUGGAAAAGACAGUUUAAGGUGCACUUGCACAAUAUGUCCGGAUUAUUUUGUAUCGGGCCUCACAUAUAUUCUAGCUCUACAGUUCAAUGGGACUGAUGUGUGGAAUUACAGUGUUACGCCAGCCCUGGUUGUUAAGCCAAGGGCCCCCAAAAAUCUUGCCAUUGAGAAAGUUGAAAAUGGUAAUUUCAAUCUGAGCUGGGAGGAGAGCUACUCUCCUGCAUCCAUGCUCUCCGGACAGCCAGUCGUCUAUGAAGUGAAAUACUGGAGGAAGCAGCACCCAACAGAGGUUUCUCUAAAAGCAAUUAACUACCAGGCAAAAAGCUUUGAAAUUAUUGCAAGCUCCUUGAGGAGAGGCUAUGAUUAUGUUGCAAGUGUAAGGUGUAACUAUACAGACUACCCGGCCUACUGGAGCGAAUGGAGUGAAGGCGUUGAAUUUCACUAUGAUUACCAAGUAACAGCUGAUGACAUUCUGCAGAUGGCUGUUCCUGUAUCCUGCAUACUGAUCAUGGCAGUAUCUGUAAUUUGUUACUUCUGUUUUACCAAAGUGAAGAAAGAAUGGUGGGAUCAAAUCCCAAAUCCAGCAAAGAGCCAUUUGGUUGUAAAAAAUGUCAAGUUUUCAGUUUUGUGCUACAUUGAUGAAAUUAAGUUCUCUUUCCAUGACUUAAAGCAGAGUCAUACGGAAAACCAAAUAAGUUGCAAGAACUGCCUGGCUCAAAGUUUGUCAAGCCAAAACUUCAAGGGAAAAGAUAACAUCAGAAAUGUUGAGAAAUCUUGCAGUUGCCACAGCGAGUCUGGGGAGUGGUUUCCAAAAGGCAGCAGUGCAGUUUUAACCCCUGAGACAAUUCUGGUUGAAGAGUCUAUAGAAAUCUGCGAACGUUUAACAGACAUUGAGGCUGAGAGCCAGGAAGAGACUAGUGACCAGAUCACCAUGUUUGAGCCUUGUGAGAGCAGUGUCAGUGCUUUCAGAAAGCACACUGAACACAACGAUGCACUAGCUAGUAUGUUUAUUGAGCUUCUGGCGGAUGAAAACAACACGCCAGAUGACAGAGACCCAGACAUCAUCACAG